Coffea arabica (coffee) is the source of this 4161-nucleotide messenger RNA. RefSeq names its product putative disease resistance protein RGA4. The record is from RefSeq and is a predicted model, not a curated record. NCBI's taxonomy places the organism in Eukaryota, Viridiplantae, Streptophyta, Magnoliopsida, Gentianales, Rubiaceae. Gene Ontology annotation, molecular function: ADP binding.
GCCCCGAAAGCAAAGAGUUGGUUUGGUCCUACCUCAACCAAUGUCUAUAGAUUCAAUUAUUUCAAUGGUGCCCACAAGCCGCGUGGUCCUGGAUUAUCUCAAGUCUUUUCUUUUCUUGGUGCAGUACUUUUUUAUUAGUUUUCCAACUUGGUAGGAAAUUUCGUUUUGGAAAAAUAUGAAAUGGAAGAUAAGUAAUGGAUUCCCUGCUUUGUAACGCUAGCUGUUGAAUGUUGCUCAUCUCUGCCUGCAAAAAAUAUAGUCCAACUAUUCAACUUCAAACAAAGCAUUUUACCUUCAUCUGUUAAAGAGUUUCCCUUGAAGAUGGCUGACACCGUGCUUAGUGUGAUCUUGGAUAAGAUACUUCCACUUGCUGCCGCCGAGACCAGCCGGGCAUGGGGUGUAAAGAAAGCCCUUCAGAAGCUCUCCAAGAAAGUAGAGAUGGUGGAAGCUUUGAUUUCUGAUGCUAAAUGCAAGCAAUCAACAAGCAAAGCAGUGCAACUCUGGCUCAAAAGGCUCCAGUCCAUAGCACGUGAUGCUGAGAUCGUGUUGGAUGACUUCGGAUAUGAAGUUCUGCGGCAGAAGGUUGAGAAUCGGAAGCGCGACAAGCUACGCAACCUCUUUUCUAUUUCUUCCUCAAAUCCUAUUUCCUUUCCUCUACAGAUGGCUAACAAGAUCAAGAAUGUUAGCGCAUCUCUGGAGGAAGCUUACAAAGAAGCAAAACGGAUAGGGCUUCAUCCAGCUCAACUACCCAUGGCAUCUGCUGAUCACAAAGAGGAUCGGUGGACUGCUCCUUUUGUGGACGAGUCAGAAACGGUGGGAAGGGAGGCUGAGGUAUCUAAAGUUGUGAGCAUGUUAAUUAGCUCAGACUGUAAGAAGGAUUUACCCGUCAUCUCAAUAGUUGGGAUGGGUGGCCAGGGUAAAACAACCCUCGCACAGCUGGUGCUAAAAAAUGAGAAUGUAACGAAGCAUUUUGAUAAAAUAAUAUGGGUUUGUGUGUCUGAUGAUUUCAGAGUGGAAAGGCUGUUGAACCAUAUGCUUCAAUCCCUCGGGGAUCAUUCCCUCGGGGAAAAGAAUGCUGAGACGACAACCAAGGAAGCAUUGGUAAGGAGGCUUCAAGAAAAUCUGAAAGGAAAAAGUUACUUGCUUGUCCUUGAUGAUAUUUGGAAUGACGAUCCACUGAAAUGGAAUGACAUGAGGAUAUGUUUGUUAGCAAUUGGGGGUGCUCCAGGAAGCAAAAUAUUGGCUACCACACGUAGCGAUGAGGUAGCCUCAGCAAUGCAAACAUCUGGUUUGCAUCAUCUAGACAUCCUCUCAGAUGAUAAUAGCUGGAUGUUGUUUGAAAAACUAGCAUUUGCAGACGGUGGUGCAACAAUGACUCAAGAUCUGGUGGGCAUUGGCAGAAGGAUACUGAAAAAGUGCGGCGGCGUGCCAUUAGCGAUCAAAGUGAUCGGGGGUUUGUUGUAUUCCAAAAAGGAUGCCUCUGAAUGGUCGAAGCUUGAGAAGAGUGAAAUAUGGAACGAGUCGACCGAUAUUGCAAAACGAGUCAUGUCUGUCCUGAAGCUGAGUUACGAGAACUUACCUUCAUGGUCAGUGAAACAAUGCUUCGCAAGUUGUUCCAUCUUCCCGAAGGACGCUGUCAUGGAAAAACAAAGCUUGAUACAGAUUUGGAUGGCCCAGGGAUUGAUUAAUGAUGCCAAGGGAGGAGGAGGUCAUUUGCAAAUGGAGGAUAUAGGCAGUGAGUAUUUCAACGUAUUGCUUCGGAGUUCUUUGUUGCAAGCUUCUCCUGAGUACGGAAUCAAGUACGGCGGGAUGCACGACCUUGUGCAUGAUCUUUCACUGCAAGUGUCAAAUAAUCGUUUCUUCAACACAGAGGAUGGCAUGGAAGUCAGUCAUCAUGAUGAAGUUAUGCAUUUGACCAUCAUUGGGAGUCCAGGGAAGGUGUUAAAGAAUAUCGAAGGGAUUCCUCCAAAUUUGCAAACGCUUUAUUAUCUUGAGGGUGAUGGUAUUAUGCUCGAAGACAUCUUGGAAAGGUCUAGAUACCUUUCUGUAUUAAAAGUAGGCAGCUGGCAUGUUACUCAUCUCCCGAAUGCAGUGGGUAAUAUGAAACAUUUAAGACAUCUUGAUAUCAGUCGAACUAAAAUCACCGCUCUGCCAGAUUCCAUCACAAAGCUCUACAAUUUGAUGACCUUGAAGGUACGUUGCUUGGAAGAGAUACCUAAGAAGUUUGGCAAUCUAAUUAACUUGAGGCAUCUCGAGUUUGCUAGAGGGGGGUCCGGAUGUUUGUUCCCUGGAAUCGGGCAGUUGGCUAAUCUUCGGACGUUGCCCCCCUUCAGGGUAAGCCAAGACAAGGGAUGUCAACUUGAGGAGUUGGAACACUUGCGUAACCUCCGAGGCAAGCUAAAAAUUUCUGGACUUGAAAAUGUGAGCAGCUUUGAAUCCGCAGCAAAAGCAAAGUUGUCCGAAAAAUCAAGCAUUCAAGGUUUAAGACUUUCGUGGAAUGGCACGAAAGAAGAUUGCGACGACAACAAUAUCAACAGUGUCAUGGAAGGUCUCCAACCUCACCCAAACUUGAAAAGUUUAGCCAUUGAGGGUUUCGAAGGUUCAAGGUUGCCGUUGUGGAUGGUACUUCUUCGGAAUCUGGUACGCCUCACGUUGGAGGAAUUGGGUAAGUGUGAACAAGUACCACCACUAGGGGACUUGCCUUGUCUCGAGUCCUUAUGCAUGGAGUCCUUACAUAAUGUGAAGCGCAUUGGGGCUGAAUUCUAUGGUCUCCUUGCACAUCUCGAUAUUAAUGCAAGGAGCAGCGCUUGUAGUAGUAGCAGAGAGGCGAAACCAAGCACUCUGUUUCCGAAACUGUCGCGUUUUGAGUUGCGGAACAUGGGAAGUCUAGAGGAGUGGUCAGAUGCAAUGGUUCCCUCGGAUUCUUCUUCAUCAAUUAAGGUAUUCCCUAAUCUCCGGGACUUGACAAUUUCCGAUCUCCCCAAGUUGGCUGUUCUACCGGAUAUGGAGAACUUGACAUCUCUUAAGGAGUUAGAGAUACAAGAAUGUGGAAGUUUGGCUUGUAUAAGGAAUUUGAAUAGCCUUGCAUCUCUCGAAUCCUUACACUUAUAUAGCUGCCCUGCUUUAUUAGAUGCUUCUCUGGAUAUGGAAAACCUACGUGAAUUAAUCAUCUCAGGAUGUGAUAAGUUGAAUCCUUCUUUGAGUAAUAAUCUUGAGAAGUUCACGUCACUCGAGCGGUUGGAGAUCCGCUCUCAUGACCCUGGUUGUUGGCCAAUUAUGGUUCUCCACCGUCUAGCCAACCUCAGAUCGUUGACUCUCGGUGGCUUCUCUGACAUCCUUGACCUUGAUCAUUUCCCGUGGCCACACUCCAUCACCAAUCUCGUCUCGCUGGAAACACUUCGAUUGUAUGGAUGGCCAAAAAUCACGUCUCUCCCAGACCAAAUUCAGCAUAUCUCUACCUUGACGUCUCUAGAGAUAUGGGAGUUUGAGGGGUUGGAAGUUCUUCCAGAGUGGAUGGGUAGCCUUCGGAAUCUUCGAGAAUUGUGGAUUGGUGAUUGCUCUAACCUCAGACAGUUGCCCUCCGCAGAAGCAAUGCGACACCUCACCAAUUUAAAUGAGCUACGUAUCUACAACUGUCCUCUUUUAGCAAAGAGAUGCAUCAAAGGAAGUGGCGCAGAGUGGCCCAAGAUUGCACAUAUUCCCCUUGUUGUUAUCGAUUUCAACAAAGUUUGACUGGUUUCGCAUUAGGGAAACAAACCCCACUGUAACUGGUCAGAAUCAAGGCAACUCAUCCAUCGUCACAAAAAAGAAGAGCAGUUUUCUCAAACUGCCUCAUUAUUGAUUCCAGAUGUCUGCUGAUUAUUGAUUCCAGUAUUCUCUCCUUUGAGGGACAGCAACCAAAGUAUUUCCGUGACCUGAGACCACAUUCAAAUGUUUGGGGGAUUUUGAUGAAUCCUGUAUGUUGAACAACAGCAUAUAAUUUGGGAUUGUUUGUUGACGCAGUACCUCAGUGUGUAUAUCUUUAUUGCUGUUUCUCAAUGUCCAACUCUAUUGUAAAGUGAAACUUUAAUUUUCAUUAAGAUACAGUGCAUUUGGGUCCUUGAGCUUAUCAAAUAAAUAUGAAUGCCAGCCAAACUAGCAAAGGAGUAUGUUCAGUUCUAA